Molecule: messenger RNA, 1255 nt
Organism: Jaculus jaculus (lesser Egyptian jerboa)
Lineage: Eukaryota; Metazoa; Chordata; Mammalia; Rodentia; Dipodidae
Gene: Dusp12
Product: dual specificity phosphatase 12
Exons: 6
Coding region: 1-1020 (339 amino acids)
Biological process (GO): protein dephosphorylation
Cellular component (GO): nucleus
Molecular function (GO): protein tyrosine/serine/threonine phosphatase activity
Source: RefSeq, a predicted model, not a curated record
AUGCUGGGAGCCGAGGGCUCGCGCCAUGGCGGCGGGUGCGGGAGUCCGAGCGCGAGUCCGGGCAGCUGCGCUGGGCAGAUGCUGGAAGUGCGGCCCGGGCUGUAUCUGGGUGGGGCGGCGGCCGCCGCGGAGCCCGAUCGCCUGAGGGAGGCGGGCAUCUCGGCCAUGCUGACGGUGGACUCGGAGCCUGGUUUCCAGGCGCGGGCUGGGCUCGAGGGUCUGCGGAGCCUCUUCGUGCCGGCGCUGGACGAGCCCGAGGCCGACCUGCUCAGCCGUCUGGAUCGGUGCGUGGCGUUCAUCGGCCAGGCGCGCGCCGAGGGCCGCGCGGUGCUGGUGCACUGUCAUGCAGGCGUGAGUCGCAGUGUGGCUGUAGUGACUGCUUUUAUGAUGAAGACGGACCAACUGACCUUUGAAAAAGCUUAUGAAAACCUCCGGGCUGUCAAGCCAGAUGCUAAGAUGAAUGAGGGAUUUGAGUGGCAACUGAAACUGUACCAGGCGAUGGGUUGUGAAGUGGACACCUCCAGUGCGGUUUAUAAACAGUAUCGUCUGCAGAAGGUUACUGAGAAGUAUCCAGAAUUGCAGAAUUUACCUCAAGAGCUUUUUGCUGUUGACCCAACCACCAUUUCACAAGGAUUAAAAGAUGACAUUCUCUACAAAUGUAGAAAGUGCAGGCGAUCUUUAUUUCGAAGUUCUAGUAUUUUGGAUCAUAAUGAAGGAAAUGGACCUAUAGCCUUUGCCCACAAGAGAAUGACACCAUCUGUUGUGCUUGCCACAGGGAGGCAGGCUCAGUGUACAUCCUACUUCAUUGAACCUGUACAGUGGAUGGAGCCUGCUUUGUUGGGAGUAAUAGAUGGACAGCUUCUUUGUCCAAAAUGCAAUGCCAAGUUGGGUUCCUUCAACUGGUAUGGUGACCAAUGCUCAUGUGGUAGGUGGAUAACUCCUGCUUUUCAAGUACAUAAGAACAGAGUGGAUGAAAUGAAAGUACUGCCAGCUUUGGGGUCACAGACAAGAAGAUUAUGAACUUGUGACAUCUGGUAGCUCAGAAGGAAACCUGAUAUUUGCUGCCCUCAUCAUCCUUCAUAGUGGAUUAUCUAGCUUUUAGGGAAACAUUUCAUUUGGGAUAUGAGAUAAUCACUUGAUGUAACUGAAAACUGCUUGGUUAGCUCAUCACAUGCAAUAAUUAGAAGACGUGGCAAUCCAAGGUGUUAAUUUUGUAAAUUGCAUCUGAUUUGAUAUUAAAAUCUUCCAUAAUCUA